Morchella sextelata is the source of this 1992-nucleotide messenger RNA. RefSeq lists its product as uncharacterized. The coding region runs from base 1 to 1992 and encodes 663 amino acids. The transcript has 8 exons. The record is from RefSeq and is a predicted model, not a curated record. NCBI's taxonomy places the organism in Eukaryota, Fungi, Ascomycota, Pezizomycetes, Pezizales, Morchellaceae. Gene Ontology annotation, cellular component: RSC-type complex. Gene Ontology annotation, molecular function: protein binding. Gene Ontology annotation, biological process: chromatin remodeling.
AUGGAUAAGCGCAAAGCUGCUCAUAUACAAGCAACCGCCUCCUCGCCUACACCCGACGUUGAUGAUCGAGCGAGGAAACGAAGAAAGCAAUCUACUGUGCAGCAGAAUGGAUCUGAUUGUACGGGAAAGUCUGCACAGGCUUUGGGCCAAGGUUUGCUGGAUGCGAUUAUGAACCAUCAGGAGAGGAAUCGACACAUCCGUCAACAUUUCGAGAAGCUCCCCAACCAAGCGGAUUAUCCUGACUAUUACCAAAAAAUCAAAAACCCAAUCUCCCUGCAUGAGAUCCAGACCAAGCUCAACAACAAUCAUUACGCUACACUGCAAGAUGUUGAGGCCGACCUUCUGCUCAUGUGUCAAAAUGCCGCCACAUACAAUAAGCCUAAGAGCCAGGUUCACAGCGAUUCUAUCCGAGUUAAAAAUGUCAUUGAUGCAUAUAUGGUGGAAGUCUCAAAGUCAAAGGAGGCAAAGAAAGAGGCCGACAAUACACCAGCGGGUAGAGCGAUCAGAGGUAGAGGGACCCAGACGCUGCAGCAGGCGAUGAUGGGUGUUGUUGAGGAUAUGAUGGCCUUGGUGGACGAAGCAGGCGAGCCCGUGGCCCACUAUUUCCUCAACCUCCCCAGCAAAAAGCUUUAUGGCGAAUAUUUUCGCAUCAUCAAACAGCCGAUCUCACUCAAUAUGAUCAAGAAGAAGGUUACACAGGGCGAGUACACCAGAUGGGCCGAUUUUGAGAACGCAGUCGCAUUGAUUAAGAAGAACGCUGAGGAGUUCAAUGACGAGGGAAGCGAUAUUGUUAAGGAUGCGCGCAAGUUGAAUGCAUACUUCGUAAAGCGCCUAGCAGAAGGAAAAGCAAAGGUUGGAGACGCUCCAAGCGUAACAAACGGCGCUCCCAGCGGUAUAAAACUGCGCAUAAAUGUUGGCGGUCACCGCGCCCAAUCACCACAGAAGCCACAUGCACAAGAGACAUCAGGGCCAAAAAUUAGACUCAACGUUGGAAAGACAGCCGCCGCACAGCAAACACCCAAAGUCAGGGCUCCUUCAAGCUCCCCGGCGGCGCCAUCUGUGUCACCUAUCACCAAUGGCAACUCCACGUCAAGCAGUCCAUCAAAACAAACGAGCAAUGGAAAUGUAUCACCGAAGAAAGCGCCCAGUCCUCCCACGCCCACCCCUGUUGUACUCCCACCCCCCGUAGUCCCAGUGGCAGCUCCGACCCCAACAGCUCCUGUUGCCGCGACAUCAUUACCAGUCGGGGGUUUGGCCCCCAUACCAGUUAGAAUAACUAGGUCCCGGACUCCCGAGAAACCAGAGUUGGGGCGGUCGGGUUCUCCACACAAUGAAACUAUUACACUUCGUGCGAAUUCCAUGACACGGACGCCAAGGUCUCAACAGAUGAGUCCUCCAGCCCCGGGAUCAAUGCCCCCGCCUCCGCAGAGAUUGAGUAUCACACCGGCACCACAGAGCCCAAUACCGUUGAAUGUUCCGGUUCCGGCACCACCGACUCAUCGUGUGGGGGGCUAUGAUGAGCCAAAGUAUCGUGCCGAGGGGAAAGACGCUUCGAGUGCGCUGAUUACAAACCUUCGUGUUACAUCGGUAUCAGCGACUUCUGGGGAGGUCAAGUAUACGAGAGACUUCUCCCCCGAUGAUCAUAAAUUGACUUCCCAGUUCUUUAUACAUCUUCCGGCGGAUUGUCAAGCUAUUGUAAUCACGCCCACGCUCUCUACUGGCCUUUCGGGCCGGCAGCAUAAAUUUAAUGUGGAGCACAAAGUGAACAACAACGCUGCCAAGCAGAUCCCUAUGUGGAACACACAGCUCAAAAAGAAGGAGGAGCUUGCCUAUGAAGUGAGACUCAACCCAGGCGCAGUCAAUACCAUUGAUUGUGCGGCCAUCGCCGCAGCAAGGAGUGGGAUGGUUAACGGUAGUGGAGGGGGUGGGAGCCCAGCGGGCAUGUGGGAGUUAGAGAGAUUUCGGUUGUUUGUCAGCUUGCUGCCUAAUUAG